This is a messenger RNA of Trichoplax adhaerens, 2964 nucleotides long. RefSeq lists its product as uncharacterized. Bases 1 to 2964 code for a protein of 987 amino acids. NCBI's taxonomy places the organism in Eukaryota, Metazoa, Placozoa, Uniplacotomia, Trichoplacea, Trichoplacidae. Gene Ontology annotation, cellular component: 90S preribosome; nucleus. Gene Ontology annotation, molecular function: GTPase activity; U3 snoRNA binding; GTP binding. The transcript has 16 exons. The record is from RefSeq and is a predicted model, not a curated record. Gene Ontology annotation, biological process: maturation of SSU-rRNA from tricistronic rRNA transcript (SSU-rRNA, 5.8S rRNA, LSU-rRNA); endonucleolytic cleavage of tricistronic rRNA transcript (SSU-rRNA, 5.8S rRNA, LSU-rRNA); ribosome biogenesis.
AUGGGAGACGGCGAAGAAAUCCAAGAAAAUAAACUACAUCGAGGCCGAGCUUCAGGACGAAAAGCAGAUAAAAAGAAGCAGAAACAACGCCAUGAUGACGAGACUAGUGCUCAACGUAAUCCUAAAGCGUUUACUUUCCAUUCAGCGGUUAAAGCAGCUCGAUCUGCUCGGCGCACGCUGGAUAUUGAGACCAAGAAGAUGCACCAACCGUUGGUGGAUCGCGCUCCAUUAGAGCCUCCACCAAUUAUUGUAGCUAUUGUAGGGCCUCCAAAAGUGGGCAAAACGACGCUACUAAAUUCGUUAGUUAAAAAUUUUACCCGACAGCAAGUUUCACAUAUUCAAGGACCAGUGACUGUUGUUUCAGGUAAAAAAAGAAGAUUAACCUUAUUUGAAUGCGGCAACGAUAUCAAUUCGAUGAUUGAUGUAGCUAAAACUGUCGAUUUGGUACUACUACUGAUUGACGCUAGCUUUGGAUUCGAAAUGGAAACAUUCGAGUUCUUAAAUAUCUGCCAGAUUCAUGGUUUUCCCAAGGUUAUCGGUGUCUUGACUCAUUUAGACAUGCUAAAGAAUACAAAAGCAUUACGACAAACCAAGAAAAAACUAAAGAACCGCUUCUGGACCGAAAUCUAUCAAGGGGCAAAGUUAUUUUAUCUGUCCGGAUUAAUGCAUGACUUAUAUCCCAAGACCGAGAUUCAUAAUCUUUGCAGAUUUAUAUCCGUGACGAAAUUCCGACCGUUGCAAUGGCGUUCUAGUCAUUCUUAUGUUUUCGCUGAUAGGCUGGAGGAUAUUACCUAUCCUGAAUUGAUUCGAACUGAUAAGAAAUGUAAUCGUAAUGUUUGUUUAUACGGUUAUAUCCGUGGUACUAACUUUAAAUCAAUACAUAAUGUCCAUAUACCAGGUUGCGGUGAUUUUGCUAUUAAGAAUGUAUACGCUUUGCCGGACCCGUGUCCUUUACCUAGUAAUGAAAAGAAAAGAACCCUAAAUGAGAAAGAACGUUUAAUUUAUGCUCCCAUGUCUGGAGUUGGUGGCAUAGUUUACGAUAAAGAUGCAGUAUACAUUGACCUUGGAGGAAGCAGGCAAGCGGUUGACAAUAGAGCGAUUGUUGAAAAUCCAUUAGUUUCUGCUAUUAUUGAAAGUAAGGCUACAAUUGACGAAAAAAUGGCAAAGAGUCAAAUAUCGCUUAUCAAGGUAAGUUCCAUAUUUGAUUUAUUGUUAGCACGGCUAACCUGCGAAUUAAACUGGAAAGAAAAUCUUGCCAGAAAAGCGAAGGAAUCAUUUUACCAGCGUCAGUCACAAAAAAUAAAUUGGAAUCGAUUAGUUUAUGGAUCAUCUGGUGAUGCCCUCAAAUACAAUCUUGAUAAAGGGGAAAGGCAGGAAGUAGGUGAAAUAUUCUUAAAGAAAGAUUCGUUGAAAAGGAAUCUAAAAGAUCAAGAUGGUUUGGAUUGCUCUCAGUCUAACUAUACAAACCUAGAUUGCUGGAAUGAUGAACAGUACCGAGAAAGCAUCCGUGAUUGUUUCGUUAGUGGCGAUUGGCAUGAAGAGGACGCUCAGAAAAUGAUCGAUCAAGAUGAUGAAUUAUACGGCGAUUUUGAAGAUUUAGAUACUGAAAAUGUUUCUGCUACGAAGACUGCAGAAUCUUCCGAUGAAGCAGAACAAGACGAAGUAAUGGAUGACUCCAGAAGUAAUAAAACAUUCUAUGAGACAGCUAAAGCCGAAAUGGCUGCUCAAAGUGAGUUGAACCGUAAAGAAUUUGAAGGGUUAGACGAUGAAUCUAGAAUUCAAUAUGAAGGCUAUAGACCUGGAUCAUAUGUUAGGAUUGAGUUACAUGGAAUGCCAUGUGAAUUUAUCGACUACUUUGAUCCAAAGUACCCAAUCAUCAUCGGAGCCUUAAAUAGUGGAGAAGAAAACACUGGCUGCGUUCAAGUGAGAAUAAGAAAACAUCGAUGGUAUAAACGAAUUUUAAAAACGCGCGACCCUGUAAUCAUGUCGUUAGGAUGGCGGCGCUUCCAAACCGUUCCACUCUUUUGUAUGGAAGAUCAUAAUGGAAGACAGCGACUACUUAAAUAUACACCAGAACAUGUUCACUGUACGGCCACAUUUUUUGGACCCAUUACAGCCCCUGGCACUGGUUUUCUAGUAAUUCAAACCACUAAUGAUAAAGUCAGUCAUUUUCGUGUCAUGGCGACUGGAACUGUGCGAGAACUUGAUAAAAGUGUAGCUAUCGUAAAAAAAUUAAAACUAAUAGGAACCCCUCUAAAAAUAUUCAAGAAUACUGCCUUCAUAAAGGGUAUGUUUAGUUCUACAUCAGAAGUAGCUGCUGCUGAAGGCGCAACGAUUAGAACUGUUAGUGGUAUUCGUGGUCAAAUUAAAAGGCCAGUCAAAUCGCCUGAGGGUGUUUUCCGGGCUACCUUUGAAGAUAAAAUUCUGUUAAGCGACAUCGUAUUCUUAAGAGCAUGGUAUCCAGUUGAUAUACCGCAGUUUUAUAACCCAGUUACUUCACUUUUAAUGCCGCGUGGUGAGAAAACAGAAUGGCAGGGUAUGAAAACUGUGGGACAGUUGCGAGCAUUACAUAACAUAAAGCCGCCUCAAAAGUCAAAUUCACUCUAUCAUCCUAUAGAGAGAGAGCCAAAGCAUUUCAAUCCAUUAUUGAUACCCCCAUCAUUGCAAAAAGCUCUGCCUUAUAAGAAUAAACCAAAAUAUACACCCAAAACAGCUAAGAAGUCUUCCAUUUUAUCCCGACCGGUUAGUACCAUGUCUAGCAAGGAGAAAAAAUUGACUACAUUAAUGCAGCAACUCCGUACCAUUGAGAAAGAUAGACUAUAUAAAAAGAAAGUUAAGAAAGAGGCGGAAAGAAAGGUCUAUAUGAAAAAGAAGGAAGCUGAAGAAAAUAAACGACAUAAGAAGAUGCAAGAAAGACGUCAAGAGUAUUAUCGUAAAAUUGCUAGAGCUGGAAAAGGAAAAUAA